CUUCUGUCAACUGUAAUUAACCUCUAAUUUGUUAAGUAAUCGUUAAUCUCGUUAAUGCAGUAAUUAAACCGAAACAACAUAGAAGAAUGGCUGGAGUUUUGCGAAUAACUUUUUCAAAAUUUUUGAACUCAAAAAAUGUUCAAAGUUUCAUGUUACCUAAUUCCGUUAACGAAUUAAUUAUUCGAGGUAUUAUAUCGAAAGCUGCGAAAAUACCUGCAAAAGCAAAGAAGCCAGCCCCAUGGCCUUAUGAACAUAAGAAAUUUACAUUAUUCCAUUAUUUUUUUGAUAAGACGAGUAGUAGGAUAGAUGAAAAUUCAAAAAUUAUUGUUGUGGAAGGUCCGCUUGCUGCAGGGAAAAGCAAAUUUGCUUCACAACUAGCAUGUGAAUUAGAUAUGCUGUAUUUACCUGAGGCCAAUCUUGACAUGUUGUAUAUUAACCCCUAUGGUUUUGAUUUAAAAACUUUAGAUCCUCAACUACCAGAAUCAUGUAGAAGUUUUGAUGUGUCUGACUGGUUAAAAAAUCCAAAGCAUUACAAAGCUGCCACCUUCCAACUUAAUCAACAUGGAAUAAAGUUCUCUCAAUAUAUUGAUGCAUUGGCACAUGUUCUCAGCACUGGUCAAGGUGUUGUAUUGGACAGAUGUGUCUAUUCUGAUUUUGUCUUUGCAGAAGCUAUGUACAGUCAGAAAUUUAUUUCUAAAGAAGUUAAAAACAAGUACUAUCAAUUUAGAAGAAAUAGCAUUGACGAGCUAUUGAGGCCUCAUUUAGUUAUAUAUUUGGAUGUACCAGUAGAGAAAACUUUAGAAAACAUCAAAAAACGCAAUUUUUCCAUGGAAGUUAACUCACCAGCUAUUAACAAGGAUUAUUUAACUACAAUGGAGACUUUUUAUAAACAACAUUAUUUGAAGCAGAUAAGCAAACAUGCCCAUCUUUUGGUGUAUGAUUGGUCAGAGGGAGGUGAUCCAGAGGUUGUUAUAGAAGACAUUGAAAGAAUUGAUUUUGAGAAAGAAGAAAACGAUGCAAAAGAGAAUGAUUGGGAUUUCAGAAUGGAAGAUGAAUGGGGUGUAGCUAGACAUAAGUAUAGUGAUGGAAAGUUCAAAUUAAUGAAUUAUUUGAACAUACCUUGUGUUGAUAUAAAAGAGCUUAUGAUUGAUGGUGAUGAUCUCUAUCACUAUUGUAAAGUUUUGGAAGAGGCACCUGGUAUGAAAUUUGAUGAAGGUUUCAAUGCUGCAAUGGGAGAUAAAGGCAUUUUAUUCAAAACUUCUACUAAACCCAGGGAAACUCUGCCUCGUGUAGAAAGAAGGUUUCCUUAAUAAGCGUAUUUUAUUGAUUCAAAUUGUAUAUUAACUGUAAAUUACUACCAUAAAUUUAUAAUGGUAAACUAAAUCAUUUUAAUAUACAUAGAUAUUUAUUAUUUA
Messenger RNA from Agrilus planipennis (emerald ash borer), 1415 nucleotides. RefSeq names its product NADH dehydrogenase [ubiquinone] 1 alpha subcomplex subunit 10, mitochondrial (gene ND-42). Gene Ontology annotation, cellular component: cytoplasm. The transcript has 9 exons. Lineage: Eukaryota; Metazoa; Arthropoda; Insecta; Coleoptera; Buprestidae. The coding region runs from base 87 to 1310 and encodes 407 amino acids. The record is from RefSeq and is a predicted model, not a curated record. Gene Ontology annotation, biological process: mitochondrial electron transport, NADH to ubiquinone.